Molecule: messenger RNA, 8722 nt
Organism: Manduca sexta (tobacco hornworm)
Lineage: Eukaryota; Metazoa; Arthropoda; Insecta; Lepidoptera; Sphingidae
Exons: 14
Coding region: 363-5270 (1635 amino acids)
Biological process (GO): response to starvation; autophagy
Cellular component (GO): cytoplasm
Molecular function (GO): protein binding
Source: RefSeq, a predicted model, not a curated record
GUAUUUUUGAAUGUUGUACACUGUACGGACACGAACAUCUGUUUGUAUUUGAUUGACACACGCACACAAACACAAAAAUAACAAGUGGGCGUAGAGUAUUGUCAUUCAAAUCAUCUGUUCUCGUAAAUCGUUGUAUAUUUUGUACAUAAAAUUAAUUUAUUUGUGAUUUAUUUAUUAAAUUUAUAUUUCGUUAGUUGUAACAAUUAGUUGAGAGCGCGAGUGAGUUAUGCCUGUGUAGGUUUUGUUUUUUAUUUGUGUGACGUCAUUGUUUUCGACUGCCAGUAAACGACGCAAUUGCAUUUUACGUGAAAAUGGAUUUAAAAUGAGAAUUGUUUUCGUAAACAAGACGACUAUAGCACAAGAUGUCUGCGGAGUCCCCGCGACACGUGCGCUCGGGCGGGCCGCUCACGGUGCCGUCGCGACCGCCCAGUGACCGCAGCAUCAUCGACGCCGUCUCCGGGUUCAUCAACGAUGUCACUCUGUCCUCUUCCUCUUCUGUAGACCCUAAGGAUGUUAUACAGUGGGCGCGGUUCGAAACCGCCGACAUAAACGAGCCCACACCAGAAGGGGACAGUGAUAAUGACAUAUCCCCCCUCCUUCUCAUCCUGGGCUACGGGUCCGGGGUGCAGGUGUGGCUGAUCCCGCCCUCCGGCGAGGCUCAGGAGGUGUUGUCAUGGCGACAAGGCACAGUGAGGGUGCUCCGUAUACUGCCAACUCCGCAGCACGGCGACUGCUUCGCGUCGAAAAGGCCCCUCAUCGCCUUGUGUGACUCCGCCAGUCCUGGACCUACAUUCUGCUCGCUCAGUUUUAUAUCUAUUCGAGGUGGUGAGCAGGUAAAAAGCAUUAAAUUCAAGAACCCCAUCUUAGACGUGUUAGCUAAUAAGCGUUCCGUGGUAGUCUCCUUCUCGGAACGGUUCGCAGUCUUCGACGCGGCCACUUUGGAAGACCGUAUGGCUGUGACCACUUGCUAUCCGUGCCCCUGUCCCCUGGGGGGCAGUUCCCCCAUCAACCCUCUGACCUUGGGGGACCGCUGGUUGGCAUAUGCUGAUAAGAAGCUCAACCAGUCUAAGAGAAGCAGUGGCGGGUGCGAAGCGGAAGGUGUGACCAGCUACACGGCGACCGUACUCCACGCGGCCAAGUCCUUGAGCAAGGGUCUACGGGGGCUGGGCGAGAGCGUCGCGCACAGUCUCUCCGGAGGCAGAAGCACCUCGCAGUCGCCCUCGCCGCCCAACGCGGACAUACAGCAGCCUGGAAUAGUCACCGUGCUGGAUAUUGAGGGUUUAGACGACGAAGAGGGCCAAGACAGCGAAGAUCAAUGCGACCCAAUCGUAGCUCACUUCGUGGCGCACUCGGAAGCGAUCAUUGCCCUGAAGUUCGACGCGAGUGGCAUGCUGUUGGUGACAGCUGACCGCCGCGGCCAUGACAUCCACGUGUUCCGCAUCAACCCGCACCCCUGCGGGCCGAGCCUCGCGUCUGUUCACCAUCUUUAUAUAUUGCACAGAGGUGAUACUACGGCGAAGGUUCAGGACAUCGCGAUCUCGGGUGACGCGCGCUGGGCGGCGGUGAGCACGCUGCGCGGCACGACGCACGUGUUCGCCGUGAGUCCGUACGGCGGGCCGGCCGGCGUGCGCACGCACUCGCAGCCGCGCGUCGUCAACCGCCUCUCGCGCUUCCACCGCUCCGCCGGCCUGCCCAUCCACGCCGCCGCGCACAAGCGCGCCUCCGCCAGCCCCGUUGGUGACGGCCUAUCUCAUGGAGCGUGGUACCCUAACCCGCGCUUGCCGCCGUAUCCGCUGCCCACCACAUGCACUCCCCUGGCACAGAUACGUCCAACGGCCAAUUUGCCGACGCACACCAUCACUAGAAACAGCUCAGGUCGUCAGCGUCUAUCAUCUGGGUCGGAGGAAGGCAGCAGUGCGCCCUUGCUGGCGCGUGCCCGCUUCGGUCCCGUGGGCGUGGUGGCGGGCGGCGUGGGCGUGGCGGGCGUGGGAGGGGCGCCGCGCCGCCCCGCCCCCUCCGCGCCCGUCGCCGCGCUCUACCUCAUGGCGGCCGACGGCUCAUUGUUACAUCUGCUGCUGCAUCCCAGGCCGCUGUCUAGUAUCCCGAAGGAGAAGAUCUGCGACGAGUCAGCGAUCGAGCUGGAGGUGGAGGCGGUGUCGCAGUGGCCGCUGCAGCGCCCCGCGGCGGCGGCCGACCUGCUGGCGCCGCUGCCGCCCUCCAACCCGCUGCUGCAACCGCUCACCUGCCGGAGGUGUGCGGACAUAUGCAUGAGUGAAGAGGAAAGAUGGUUAUCGAAAGUAGAGAUAGUGACGCACGCGGGCCCGCACCGUCGGCUCUGGAUGGGGCCGCAGUUCGUCUUCAAAACUUACAAUCUCACCGGGUCGAACUCGUCGCUGUCGGAGGCGGAGACGGUGGAGGUGGAGGCGGGCGGCGUGGCGCGGUCCAACCCCGUGAACAUGCCGGGCGCGAGGCCGCUCGUGCCCGUGCUCGUCGACUCCGGGUCUGCCAGCUCUCUAGAACACUCGCCGUCGGACAGUUGCCGUCGCAAAUCUCUGUUGGCUGAAAGUGGUCGGGCCGCCUCCGUAUGCGACGUGCAGCUCAGGGAAGACCUGGCAGAAGCCAUGAAAGAAGAUCACGGGUGGGCGCGUUCGGAGAAGCCGGAGCGGCAGCCGGGCCCGGCGCGGCGCGGCGGCGUGGAGCUGGCGGUGGGCCCGGCCGGCGGCGUGGUGCGCGCCGAGGCGGCCGCGGCGCCCGCGCCCGCGCCCGACCCCGACGCGCACACGGCGCCCAACCGCGACGAGGCCACGUUCCGGCCCGUGGUGCGCGCGCCCGCCGCGCUGCCGCCGCGCGCCGACCUGCCGCUGCGCCCGCUGCCGCGCACCACCACCAUCCCCGUGCAGACGCUGCCCGCGGGCGAGCCGCCGCGCGCCGCGCCCGACCCGCUGCCGCUCGCCUCGGGCGUGGUGAUCCCGGCCGCGCUCACCGCCGUGCGCCCGUGGUCGCCGCUGCCGCACUGCGCCGACCUGCCGGACCGCGUGCGAUCGACUCCGAGUCCGUCUCGAUCACUGCCAAAAUCGACCCGGCCGGAUGAUAUUCAAUCGGCCGGGGUUAGAGUUAAGAAAUCUCCCACCCCCGAGGAUAGAAUUAGUGUUGUCAGUUCUAGGAGUAAGAAAUCUAGUAAAAUUAAGAGAUCCGAACGAAUUCGCGACUCCCCUGAUAAGUUAGGGGAAGAUUUAGUAUGUGAGGAACCGAAACCGCGUCGAAAGAUCGAAGAGCACAUCGCCGUAGAAUCUAGUGAGUGUGUGAAGUCUGAGCAAGUCUCUUCUUUGUCUUUAAGUGAAGUAAAAUUACAAGCGAAAAAAGUAAUUGUUGAAUCCGAACUCGAGGAAGAGCGGCCGAAACAAGUACUAAAAGAAAUAAGAAUUUCAAAGGAAUCGACGUUAUCAAAAGAAAAGUCUUCUAAAGUGAAGAAGGAAAAGAAGAGUGAAUUUAAGGAAGUGCCAAUACGUAAAGAACCUGAAUCGUUCGAGGAAAUUGAAGCUCCUAAGAAAUCCGCAUGUGACAGGGAUGAGCUUGUAACUAUUCCGGUUCCAAUUGAAGAAAAAAGUUAUGUUAAAGAAACAUCGCCCAUAAAUUUAGACAAAAUUGGAAAGAAAAAGUCUGACAAGGAAAUGGACAUAUCACGUAGUGAAGUAUUUAAGGAUUAUUAUGCUGUCGUGGAGACAUUGGAUAUUUCCACUAAAAAGGAGACUGAAUCGAAAACAGUAGAGCUUCAAGGACAAGGUAUUAAGACUGAAGAUCAAGCUUGGGAUAUGCUUUUAAAUGAACCGGAUAGACCAAUAAUAACCUUUAACCAACCGAUGGUUAUUGAUAAAACCGUUGAAGAUAUCAAACCAAAGUCUAAAAAGAAUCGUAAAGUUAAGAAAACUCUUGAUGAGGCCCAAUCCAAAUCGGAAGAGGAUAGUUUUGUAGAAAUACACGCUAUUGAAGAGAAUCAGCAACAGUCUAGUGGAGAAUUAGUAUCUAUUUCUUCACCUUACGAUGAUAUUGAACUCACUACUUCCACAAAGAUUAAGAAAUCCAAGUCUUCUAAAACACCCGACAAAAAAGAUACUUCUGAGCCAAAUAAUGCAGCCUCUGUAGAGGAUUUGGACUCAUACACCCUAAACGCUGAAAUUAACGAAGCAAAUAUCGAUAUAUGCGCUAUUGAAGCAUUACCUGAUGUGAAGGCAAAGAAAUUGAAUAAAGAAAUUUCCAAACAGAAAUCCAAUGAUAUUCUUAAAGUGGAUGUUGAUAAUGACAACGUUCCAACGGUUUCAAAAGAAGCUGUGAAACCUAAGAAAGGUAAAUCUGUAUCACCGUAUUCGGAACGCCGUAAAUCUAUUGAAAAACCGCCGGAAACAGAUGUGAAAGAUGUGUACGUUAUUGAUUCAACCAAGGAGGAAUUUCCAGAAAUUCAAAUAACUAAGGUUACAAAAUCACGUAAAAAGUCUCCUCAACCUGAUAAAAAGGUACAGGAAAAAGAAAUUAUUGUUGAAAAACAAGUAAAAUCAUGGAGUUCCAUAGCUGCAUCGAAAAGUAUUAAAAAAACUCAAGAGAAAGAAGUAAAAGAUUCUUAUAACGUUGAAAACAAGCCUGAUAACGUAAACAAAGUAGAAACCGCAAAACUGGACAACGAGGAAAAUAGCACUAGCAAAGUAUCUUUGCAGGAAAAAUUGAUAGAACUCUGCAAAAGAACUGACAUAAUGGUGGCCGAGUGUGAUGCACCGGCAGAAUUGAACUUCGUUGAAGAACAUCAUUCAGCGGUAGAUGAUUUACCACCGUUAGAGGCACUGGACUUUGGAUUGGAUGAUUUUAAAAUAGACGUAAUGAGAGAUAGCCUUCUCGAUGUUAACGAUACAAUGAGCAGUCCAAUUUGUAAAAUUAAUAUCGAUAACAUUUUAUCAACAAUCAAAGAGACAUCAAGCAAGCCUGCUGAUUCAUGCAUGUUCAAUUUGAUUGAUCUGGAAAAAGUCCCAACCAAGCAAGAAAGAGGAUUUAGUGUAGUUGAAAAUGAUAAAAUUACGACCCAAGAGGUGAAAGUAGAUGAUGAAUUAAAAUCGGGAGAUGUCGAGGUGAUGGAAAAGUCAUCAGAUGAUGACAACGCAUCGCCUGGUCUGUCUGCUGAUAGCGAUAAAGAAGAUAAGAAAACAUUAGGUGCACCAAACCUAGCCAUACCUUCGUCAAAGCAAUCCUCUAAAUCGAAAAAAUCACGUAAAAAGAAGAAGUAAUAUCACUAUGUGUUCAAUAUAUUAGCUUUGAAUCAUUUAUCGCAAUAUACAUAAGUAGUGUUCAACGGUUGUUGCUAUUAUUGUUAGUUGUAAUUCAAAUUAAAAUGGUUAAGUACAGGUAAAUAAAAGACAAAAAAAAAAACGUUAAAAUAGUUACGAAAAUGUGAUUUAAAUAUUUGCUACUAAAGCCUAAUAUUACGUGAUAAUACUUCAUUCUUCAUUGAGAAGGUAGUGGUAUUUGAUGUCAUAUCGAAAAAAAGGAACAUAAAAAUAUAAAAAUGUUGUAAAAAUUACCAAAAAUAUUUUUAUCGAUUUUUUUGUGGAGAUGUUCAUAAUCGAUAUCUCGAUAGGCAGUAAUAAUGAUCUUCAUAAAAACCUCGAUAAACGAUCGCUUCUCUUAAUAGUACUUAUUUCUUUUAGGUUAUAAUUAGCUCAGAAUGCUAACAGCUAGAUCUUUACACAUACUCGUAUCCGCGAUGUGAGACUUAGUUAAGGGCCAGUAAGAAUUCUGAAAUAUGAUUUCACUAUUGCUUACGCUGUCUCGUUUACGUAAAAUUUGACCCAUAUUGAAGGCAUUACGAAAUUCGCAGAACUUGCAACAAAAAAAAAAAACAGAAAAACAUGGAAUUUAGAAAUUUACUAAUGUUAUUAAACAUUUCAUAUUUUUUUUUGGUAUCAAUACAAAUAAUGGUUAUAUUUAUAUUUGAGUGAAAGCAGUCUAGUAGAACAUUUAAAAAAAAUAUAUUAAUGCUUUCAAAAAUGGUUCGAAAUCGUACACUUAAUUUUAGUUUAUUUUUGUUAUUAUAUUUAAAUGAGGCUUUUUAUAAAAUACCACGUGGUUCAUUUGCAAAUAGUUUAUCGCGUCUACCUAAUAAUGACAAAACAAAACAUUCAAGACUAAAAUAUUAUGACACUUAAUAAAAUUCUUCAUUAUUAUUUAUUGCGUGCGAUAUAUGCGAAAAAAUAAAAGGAAAAUUUUCAAAAAAUAUUAUGAGUUCGAAAGUAUGUGAAACUGUUUGGGUGUUUCUUAUUUUGUUAGAAGUAAAUGCAAGAACAAAUAAACUGAUUCGGAUAAAAUUAGGUACACGAGUUGUUCACGCCCUGGAUUAACGCAUAGGCUACUUUUAUCCCGAAAAGCUGCUCCCAUGGGAAUAAUAGAUUUUUACAAUCAGAUUUUUCGAAUACAUGGUGCUGGCGUUGUAUGGUGUUUUAGAGACAGUAGUGGGAAAGUCUUUCCACGGGGACGAAGACGCGAACAUAUUUACAACAUAUUACAGAAUUUUAUUAAUAUCUAAGCCAAGACACGGUAGUGACCGCACUGCACCUGAUGAUGGGGUCCAAUAGAACGUCGACUGACUAUAGAUGAUUACCACUCGGCAGUCAACAGAAUUAUUGCGGCCUGUUGGAACUGGAUAUACACUGCCAGAUACUGGAACGCGACACACUUACGCGGACGACUAUGGACUAUGGUCACUCUACCACCAGUAAAAUUACCUAUAGGAUGUCUAUAAACUAUGUGGAAAUGAACCACGUCUAUGUAUUGUAAGAAUACUUGCGACACCUCAGUAUUAAUUUAUUAUCUGCUAACAUUACUCAUGUGCUCUGUGACUAAGUCAAUCCGGUAUGUAAUACCUUUCUCUCGUUUACGGCUGUCUUUUGUACAAAUGUUUUGUUGCGGUGGUCGUCCGGAAUAAUGUUCUUACAUUUAGUUUAUAUUGAACUAAAAUGAGGACUGUUUCGAUAAACGUGUGUUUAUAUUUUUAGACAUCGUCUUUUAUUAAGAAUUAAAAAAUAAAAUAUUUUUCCAAAAGUGUUUACUAAUGUUAUGAACUUUUUUCUUUUAUCUAGUAGUUAUUUUUAGAUUGGGGUGUUUUUGACGACGGUAUUAAUUAAAUAAUGAAAUGCAUGUAGAUCUGCUUGGUAUUAGUGAUUUUUGGACAGUACUAAGCUAUGUUACCAUGAGGUGGUUAAUGGUUUUGUUCAUAGAAAAGUAAUUAUGAGCAAAAAAUAUUAGAAAUAUUAUACAAUGCUAAGAUUUUUUUACGAAUAUUUUUUUUUAAUAUAAUCCUAAAAAUAAAAUAAGAAAGUGCUAUAUUUUUUUUUGGCGUGAUAAAACUAACCUAUUAUAUAUUGUACCUGAGGUAUAUUUUGUGGUGAUAUCAUUGUAAAUAUAGUUAUAAAAGACAUCGAUUAUUUUUAUCAUGCUCAUAACUAAAGAUAGAUUAUUUAAGGUUUUAACAAUCUGACUCGGUUUUGUUUAAGGACACGAGAAUAUUUUACGUAAAAAAAAUUAUGAAUACUCUGGACGAUCACUGCUUGCAUCGGUAAAAAAAGUAUUAUUAAAACAUAUUUUUUUAUUCUAAUUUAUUUAGUUUUAACAUGUUGAAUCAUGACAAAUAUUUAUUAUUAUUCUUUUGUAGUUUAAUUUUUUAUUAUUUCAUUAUUAACUUAUAAGGCAUGCGCAGAUUGCGUUUAUAUUAUUAUAAAUUAAUUUUAUAGGUAUAAAAUUUAUAAGGUAUAAGCAAAACGAGAGAUUGAUUUCGAUUAGUUAAUGCUGUUCAAAUUAUUUUUCAAUUGAAACCUGAUAGGUUAUUUUAAAAACAUUAAUUGUCUAAAAAAAAAUAUUUUCAAAAAAAAAAAUUAAAUGGUAGCUCUUAACCAACGACGUACACAGAAGCCAUUUUUACUUUUUUCAACAUAUUUAACACUCCCUGAGCUGCUUUUAAUCAAUUUUAACACUCACGUAUCUACUCGUAACGGCAGCUUACAUUUUGCUUCCAUUAAAGUGUAUUGAGUAAAUAAUAUUAAUGCCUCCCGAUGAUGUGCUAUUUUUAAAUUAAUAAUGACUAUAGCAAUAAUCUUAAUUAAUUGAUAAGAAUAAGACAGUUUUUAUCGUCUGUAUUUUUUCUUGAUUAACCAACACAAGUAUAAAAAAUGCAUGGUUCAAAUAAUGAAUAAGUUGACAACAUAUUUAUAAUGUGCAUGUGUGUGAAUGCAAGUGAUAAAAACUAGUAACAUUUAAUCACUUUGUAUGAGGUUGUCGUGAUGUGUGAAGACUAUCGAAAAAUCAUGAGAUUUAAAAAAAAAUUAACAUUUUAUUUCAAAUCAUUUAAUCAGUGAUAUUCGAAUUGCGAGACAUUGAAGAAAGGGAUAGAUAAUAGGAAAAAAAAGGCAAAGGAGAUGUUGCUAUUUCACAUAGUUUUUUUAGACGGUCAAGAAACAGAUAUAUUUUGCUAAAGCUGGUGCAUACAAGUUGAUAUAAAUUGGAAAUAAUAUAAAAACAUUUAACAACCAAAUCUAGAAAUUAAUUUAAUGUUAGCCUUAAUUCCUCUCUAUUCAUGAGAUCGUCUCGAAUAGUACGUUCUCUAACAACAAAAUGUUGUACGAAUGAAUCAUAGAUACCUAAUGCAAGGAGCUAUCAUGGCACCUCAUAUAAAGCGUCUUUUCCAAAA